AUGUGGAAUAAAAUUAGCUCAUUAAUUUUCUGGCUUCACCAACCUGAUCAUGUCGCACGAUUUCAACGUUAUUUCGGUGUUUUACAAAUAUUUAAUUCUCAACCUGAUCUGAAAUCAAAAUCUGAUAAAAAAAAUUUCAAUAAAACUCAAAGCAAUAAAAUCAAAUCGUCCAUUCCUAAUGGCGUAUACCAUCCAUAUCACGAAAGAAAAGUAACUUACGAUACAAAUAUAUUGGAUGAAUGCAUUCAAGAACUUGAACAUAGUAGCAGUAAAGUUGAAGAAGAGAAAAAUAUUUCGUCUCCUAUUGAUUAUAAAAUAACAUCAUGGUUUUGGUAUUAUUUUUUUCAAUUUGGAUCAUCACUGGGAAACGAAAUUUUCUAUAUCCUAUUUUUUCCAACAUGGAUAUGGAAUGUUGAUGGAUGUGUAGCAAGAAAAGUUGCAAUACUUUGGGCAUUUUUUAUGUAUGUUGGACAAGCAACAAAAGAUAUUUUAACUAUGCCGAGACCAUCGUCACCACCUGUUGUACACUUAGAGAAACGUUAUGUGAAAGAAUAUGGUUUUCCCUCUACACAUGCUAUGUUUGCAACUGGUAUUCCACUUUCAUUUGUUCUUUUGUCGUAUCAAAGAUAUGAUUUUCCUCUCUGGAUUGGAUUGAUUUGUGCAGCAAUUGUUUGUAUAUGGGUUUGCCUGAGUCGAAUCUAUCUUGGCAUGCAUACAUUCCUUGAUAUUAUUGGAGGUACUUUGUAUGCAUUAUUAUUGAUCUAUAUAAUGUUUCCAUAUAUUAAUACAAUUGAAGAUUUCCAGUUAAAUUUGAUACUAUCUCCUGUAAUUUGUUUUUUUCUUGGUAUAUUUUUAAUAAAAUGUUAUCCAAGUGUAAAGGAGUGGUCAACAGCUCGUUCAGAUACAACUGUGAUAUUAGGCAGUACGUUUGGUUUAUUAUCGGCCGCAGCAAUUAUGCACAAAUUAGGUCUCUUAGAACGACCAUUAACACCACCGGUUUACUCCAUAAUUGCGCCAAAUCUAGGUUUUUGUGUUCUGCGUACAAUAAUUGGCUUACUUAUUGUCUAUGCAACACGACAAUUAGUUAAAACAUGUGUUCUACGUGUAACAAGUGCUCUAUAUGGACUUGAUUGGAAAGAUCCUGAAAUAAAACGUUUUGCUAAAGUUGAAAUGCCAUAUUACUAUUUAACUUAUUUUUCUGUCGGAUUUAAUAUUGCUUUUGCAUGUCCACUAGUUUUUCGUCUGAUUGGUAUUAAUCGCGAUUAUAGUUACACAGAACUGUGA
Rotaria socialis is the source of this 1284-nucleotide messenger RNA. Lineage: Eukaryota; Metazoa; Rotifera; Eurotatoria; Philodinida; Philodinidae. The record is from the annotation of a GenBank genome assembly.